Molecule: messenger RNA, 743 nt
Organism: Bombus terrestris (buff-tailed bumblebee)
Lineage: Eukaryota; Metazoa; Arthropoda; Insecta; Hymenoptera; Apidae
Gene: mRpL14
Product: 39S ribosomal protein L14, mitochondrial
Exons: 3
Coding region: 154-597 (147 amino acids)
Biological process (GO): translation
Cellular component (GO): mitochondrion; ribosome
Molecular function (GO): structural constituent of ribosome
Source: RefSeq, a predicted model, not a curated record
AUAUUUUCAGUCGAGAUUUGUUUGAAAUUAAUAGUUUCUGGAUCUUUGUCACUACUUUCUUGUUCCUUUGCAUUUGUUAUAGUUCCACCCGAUUUUCCUUCUAUACAAUAAUUUCGGACGAACACUGAACUGAUUUGAGAAAAUAUUGCAAUAAUGCCUAUACAUGGUACGCUAUUCAAUAUUAUGUCCAGAAAUGUUUCUACAUCGACGAUAUGUAAUCAAAUAAUAAAAUUGACAAGAUUAAGAGUUGUGGACAAUAGUGAAAUUGGGAAGCAGGCUAUGAUGGAAGGAAAACCACCACGUUGUAUUCAUGUUUAUAAUAAAACAGGAGUUGGUUAUAUAGGGGACAGAGUAUUAGUUGCCAUAAAAGGUGAGAAAAAGAAAGGUAUAUUGGUUGGUUUGAAACAACGUCAAAAUUCCAAAGUACCAAGAUUUGACAGCAAUAACAUAGUUCUCAUAGAUGAAAAUGGAACACCUUUAGGUACUAGGAUUCAUGUACCAAUUCCUCAUAUCCUGAGAACUAUCAUGAAAAAUAAGACACACAGCAAAGGUGCAGAUUAUACAAAAUUGCUAGCUAUUGCCACAAAAUUUGUAUAAUACAUACAAGUGCACAAUUCUUUAUAUAGGUACUACUUUAAAUAGUUAGAAACGGUAUCUGCAUAUAUAUGUAUAUAUGUUAAUAUUAUUAUGUAUAUAUACAGCAAAUUAUAUAUGCAUAACAAAAUAAAGUGUUACAUUCAUAA